Messenger RNA from Anoplopoma fimbria (sablefish), 2343 nucleotides. It is a transcript of the gene slu7, whose product is annotated as SLU7 homolog, splicing factor. Gene Ontology annotation, biological process: mRNA splicing, via spliceosome. The transcript has 15 exons. The coding region runs from base 152 to 1849 and encodes 565 amino acids. The record is from RefSeq and is a predicted model, not a curated record. Lineage: Eukaryota; Metazoa; Chordata; Actinopteri; Perciformes; Anoplopomatidae. Gene Ontology annotation, molecular function: pre-mRNA 3'-splice site binding. Gene Ontology annotation, cellular component: spliceosomal complex.
GAAGAGAGGACGUGACGUAGCUGCAGUUGCUGUAAAAUGGCGUCGGUCGUGUGUUAGUCGAAAAACACAACGGAAGAGUUAAAACACAGAGAAAAGCACUACAACAUUAUCUACCACUGUGUCAUUUGUUGGACCUUAACAAGGUUCAGCCAUGGCGGAGGAGAGUACGGUGGCCUCGGAGGGCAUCGUGGGCCUCGAUGAGCCCAAGAAGAUGACCAGGGAGGACUGGAGGAAGAAGAAGGAGCUGGAGGAGCAGAGGAAGCUGGGAAACGCUCCAGCUGAGGUGGACGAGGAGGGGAAGGACAUAAACCCUCACAUCCCACAGUAUAUUUCAUCGGUGCCAUGGUACAUCGACCCGUCCAAAAGGCCCACACUAAAGCAUCAGAGACCACAGGAUGAAACUGAAGCGCCAUAUUCAAGUGUUGGAGAGUGGUACAAGAGAGGAGUGCAAGAGAAUGCUGUCACCACUAAGUUUCGUAAGGGGGCUUGUGAGAACUGUGGUGCCAUAACUCACAAGAAGAAGGACUGCUUGGAGCGACCCAGAAGAGUUGGGGCGAGGUUCACGGGUACCAGCAUAGCCCCAGAUGAACACAGUCAGGUACAGCUUGACUUGGACUAUGAUGGGAAGCGAGAUCGCUGGAAUGGGUAUAACCCUGAGGACCACCAUCGCAUCGUGGAAGAAUACGCCAAAGUAGAUCUGGCCAAAAGGACAUUGAAAGCACAGAAGCUUCAGGAUGAGUUGGCCUCUGGAAAAUUGGAUCAAGAGCGGGAACACGACAGCGAGGAUGAGGAUGAAGAUAAAUAUGCAGAUGACAUCGACAUGCCGGGUCAGAACUUUGACUCCAAGAGACGAAUCACUGUUAGGAAUCUGCGUAUCAGAGAAGACACAGCUAAAUACCUGAGGAAUUUGGAUCCAAAUUCAGCAUAUUAUGAUCCAAAGACUCGAGCUAUGCGAGAGAACCCGUACUCCAACACCGGCAUGAAUCCCGAUGAGGUGGGGUAUGCUGGAGACAAUUUUGCUCGCUAUAGUGGGGCCACCAUCACCAUGGCUCAAACACAGUUGUUUGCCUGGGAGGCCUAUGAGAGAGGCUCUGAGGUGCAUCUGCAAGCCGACCCCACCAAACUUGAGCUGCUCCAUCGGUCCUUCAAAGUCAAGAAGGAAGACUUCAAAGAGAAACAGAGGGACGGCAUUCUAGAGAAGUAUGGAGGCGAAGAGCACUUGGACGCUCCGCCUCGGGAGCUGCUCCUGGCCCAGACAGAAGACUACGUGGAGUACUCUCGUCACGGUGCUGUACUGAAGGGACUUGAGAAGGCCGUGGCUCGCUCCAAGUAUGAAGAGGACGUGAUCAUCAAUAACCACAAUUGUAUUUGGGGCUCCUUCUGGAAGGAUGGCUUCUGGGGAUACAAGUGUUGUCACUCCAUGGUCAAACAGAGUUACUGCACAGGAGAGAGUGGAAUUGGAAUUAACAACUCAGACUGUGUUCCAUUCGAUGAGGGACUGACGGAGAUACAGGAGGAAGAGCAGCCCAAGACUCUGCUGGAAAUGCAUCGAGAUAAGAUGAUGAAAGAGAAGAAGAAGAAGAAAAAUAAGAAAAACAAGAACAAGAAGCACGGCUCUGACAGCAGCGAUUCAGAGGAUGAAGAGAAGAAGAAGGAGAAGCUGAGAAAGGCACUAGAAGCAGAGGACAAGCGGGUGAAGCACGUUGACGCAAUAAUGCAGGUGGAGGAGAGAAAGAGGCCGUACACCAGCUUACAGGAAGUGAAGGCACCCACUGAGGAGGAGAUGGAGGCCUUCCGCAUGAAACGCUGCCGCGAAGAUGAUCCCAUGGCUUCCUUCCUGGGACAGUGACCUGCUGACUCCCUUAACGUCUCCUCAAGGACUCGUGCCAGAGCUGCUGCUCGGUUAAAAAAAACAACAACUCAACUUUCAUCUUGUGAACCUACAGCAGGAGACUUCUGUUUGGUUACGACCGUGACAGAAACCGUGUACAGUGUUUUGUUCAUAUCAAUUUGAAAACUUGUUUUAGAUGCGACAGGUCCAAAGACCAUACGACAAUGAUGAUCUAUGCUUUUGUUUUUACUUAAACAGUUUCAUGUGAAAAGAUAGUUUUCUUAGACCUGGGAGCCUCCCUCAGUCCCAGUGUAAUUACUUUUAGGGGGAAUGCAUCGUUUUUAUAAUAAAAAAUACAGUUUUAUUCGUCUGGAUACUUUGUCUUGGGAAGAUUUUAUGUUAUGCACAUGGAUUAUCAUAAUUGUCAUUGUGGUCAUUAAUGAUGGAUAGGAAAGUAUUUUUAUGUCAAAGUAACUGAAAUAGGACACUGGUAAUAUUUUUCUGACAUAUAU